AUGGACCUCAUUCCCGCCAUCAGACAGUCAUUGUCUGUAUGCAGACCAUCCCUCCGAGCUCCGACCCAUCAUCCCAUAUACGUCGUCCCACGCCUACUAGCCCAACACCAACACCACCAACAAGCACGUCGCAACAUUUCCACGACCUCAGAUACGUCACGGAACGUACAUUCAAGCAAUGGCGGCCAUGCUGAAACGACAACAAGCAGCGGUAGCCACCGGCCCAAAAGACGUAUGGUCCUCACCCAAAAACAGCGGGACUUCCUCGACAGCGCCCUCAGAGUAAACCAAGCUGGUGAACUGGCUGCGACCCUCAUCUACGCCGCCCAAACACCCCCAGUCACCCGCUCCCACCCCCAUCUCCGCCCUCUAAUGAAACACAUGUAUGACCAGGAAGCUGGCCAUUUGACCACCUUCAACGACCUCGUCGCCAAACACCGUGUGCGCCCUACAGCGAUGUAUCCUAUCUGGGAAGUCGCCGCGACAACACUGGGCUGGGCGACGGGAAUAAUGGGCCGGGAAGCAGCAAUGGCAUGUACAGAAGCCGUUGAGACAGAAAUCGGCACGCAUUAUAAUGACCAGGUGCGGGAAAUUCUGGGAUGGUUUGAAGAUGCGCGGGAACGCGGGGAAGAGCCGGAUGAGGAAUUGGUGGAGCUUGUGGACACGCUGAGACGGAUCCGGGAUGAAGAGUUGGAGCAUUUAGAUCAUGCUGUGGAGAACGAUGCGAAGGACGCCAGGCCGUAUGAUCCGCUUGUUAAUGUUAUUCGGUUGGGCUGCAGGGCUGCGAUUCAAAUUAGCCAGCGGGUCUAA
Blastomyces gilchristii SLH14081 is the source of this 810-nucleotide messenger RNA. Its product is annotated as ubiquinone biosynthesis monooxygenase Coq7. Lineage: Eukaryota; Fungi; Ascomycota; Eurotiomycetes; Onygenales; Ajellomycetaceae. Bases 1 to 810 code for a protein of 269 amino acids. The transcript has a single exon. The record is from RefSeq and is a predicted model, not a curated record. Gene Ontology annotation, biological process: ubiquinone biosynthetic process. Gene Ontology annotation, molecular function: 3-demethoxyubiquinol 3-hydroxylase activity. Gene Ontology annotation, cellular component: mitochondrial inner membrane.